AUGCCUGUCCUAGAGAAAAACAUGCAGAAGAAAGAGAAAGAUACAUGUGAUAAAGAUGAGACAGCAUUGCCAAAGCUCCCAGUCCCACCACUGCAACAGACCUUACACAUGUACCUGCAGUGCAUGAAACACUUGGUGCCAGAAGAGCAAUUUAGAAAGACUAAGGCCAUUGUGGAGCAGUUUGGAAUUGCAGGAGGUGUGGGGGAAUCUUUGCAGCACAUCCUCGAGGAAAAAAGGGAAAAGACUACCAACUGGGUGUUUAACUACUGGCUGGAUGACAUGUACCUCAACAACCGCCUGGCUCUUCCAGUGAAUUCCAGCCCAGCAAUUAUCUUUGCUCGACAGUCUUUCAAGGAUGUGAAUGACCAGCUGAGGUUUGCUGCCAAUCUCAUUUCAGGAGUGCAAGACUAUAAAGCUUUACUGGACACCCAUGCUUUACCUGUUGAUUUUGCUCGUGGACAGCUGUCUGGUCAUCCUCUCUGUAUGAAGCAAUACUAUGGACUCUUUUCUUCCUAUCGUCUUCCAGGACAUACCAAAGACACCCUCGUGGCCCAGAAAAGCAGUGUAAUGCCAGAACCAGAGCACAUCAUUGUUGCUUGUAACAAUCAGUUUUUUGUUUUGGAUGUGGUCAUUAAUUUCCGUCGUCUCAGUGAGGGAGAUCUUUUCACUCAGUUACGAAAGAUAGCCAAGAUGGCAGAGAAUGAAGAGGAGAUGCUGCCUCCAAUUGGCCUGCUGACAACAGAUGGAAGAACAGAGUGGGCAGAGGCCAGGACGAUCCUUAUGAAAGACUCUACCAACCGUGACUCCCUGGACAUGAUCGAGCGGUGCAUCUGCCUGGUGUGCCUGGACAGCCCGAGUGGAGUGGAACUCAGUGACACAAAGAUGGCACUGCAGCUGCUGCACGGUGGAGGCUACCAUAAAAAUGGGGCCAAUCGUUGGUAUGACAAACCUAUGCAGUUUGUGGUAGGAAGAGACGGGAUCUGUGGCACUGUGUGUGAACAUUCCCCUUUCGAUGGCAUCGUACUGGUGCAGUGCACUGAACAUUUGCUCAAGCACAUGAAAGAAAGCUCCAAGAAAUUAGUUCGAGCUGAUUCAGUGAGCGAGCUUCCUGCUCCACGGAGAUUAAGAUGGAAAUGUUCCCCUGAAAUUCAGACACAUUUGGCAUCAGCAGCAGAAAAACUCCAAAGGAUAGUAACAAACCUGGACUUCAUUGCCUACAAGUUUGAGCACUAUGGAAAGGAAUUUAUUAAGAAACAAAAGAUAAGUCCAGAUGCCUACAUUCAGGUAGCACUUCAGCUGGCAUUUUACAGAUGUCACAGGAGGCUGGUCCCUACCUAUGAAAGUGCUUCCAUACGCCGCUUUGAUGAGGGCAGAGUUGACAAUAUUAGGUCUGCCACCUCAGAAGCAUUUGCUUUUGCAAAAGCAAUGACUGAUGUCAAGACAGGUCUAUCGGAUUCUGAGAAGAUGCAGAGAUUUAAGGAUGCAAUUGGAGCUCAGACUAAUUAUACUAUUCUGGCUAUUACUGGCAUGGCAAUAGACAAUCACCUGCUAGGACUCAGAGAGGUGGCACGGGAACACUUCAAGGAACUGCCAGAGAUAUUCACAGAUGAGACAUAUUUGACGAGCAAUCGGUUUAUCCUCUCGACCAGCCAGGUUCCAACCACUAUGGAAAUGUUCUGCUGCUAUGGGCCAGUGGUGCCCAAUGGGUAUGGGGCGUGCUAUAACCCUCAGCCAGAGCAUAUAUUAUUCUGCAUCUCAAGCUUCAAAGACUGUAAAGAAACCUCCUCAGACCUGUUUGCAAGAGCUGUGGAAGAAAGUCUCCUAGAAAUGAGAGAUCUGUGCACCAGAUGCAGUUCUGCUAUGGUGAAGCUACCUGCUGACCAAGAAGCAGCCACACAGCUGCAGAGAGACCACAAACUCUGAGGAGCUGUGAGAAUUCCUCACCUGAAUCCACCCUCAUGGAGAAACAAUUCCAUAGCUGAUCAAAGGUGAGGUAGUACUAGUAACUUAUUAGUGUAGAACCAAAAUGUCAUUUGUUUUACAUUGUUGGAAACAUUUAAAACCCUACAUGCACUAAAUCUACCCUUUCUUGCUUGAGAGUAAGCAAAAAAAAGGUUUGGUCUCACCUGCUGGAAUGAAGUAAUACAAGUAUUUGUGAACUACUGUUUCUAACCAUAAGCAGCCUAGGCUGUUUUAUUACCUAAAAAAUUGAGUUUGU
Messenger RNA from Merops nubicus (carmine bee-eater), 2218 nucleotides. RefSeq names its product choline O-acetyltransferase (gene CHAT). Gene Ontology annotation, biological process: neuromuscular synaptic transmission; acetylcholine biosynthetic process. NCBI's taxonomy places the organism in Eukaryota, Metazoa, Chordata, Aves, Coraciiformes, Meropidae. Bases 1 to 1923 code for a protein of 640 amino acids. The transcript is spliced from 14 exons. Gene Ontology annotation, molecular function: choline O-acetyltransferase activity. The record is from RefSeq and is a predicted model, not a curated record. Gene Ontology annotation, cellular component: neuron projection; cytoplasm.